AUGGCAGUGAGCUCCAAUGCGACAGAGCUGGGCCUGGUGCUGCUGGCGUUGGCCUUUGGAGCUGUGCUGAACGCGGCCAACCUGCUGCUGACCCUGCUGCCACUGUACCGCAGUGGUGGUGGGGCGGCGUCUGCUGUGAGCGGCGGUGGAAAGGUGACGGUGGUGAGCGGCGUCAUCUGCUCCAUCUCCCUGAGUAACACGCUCCUCAGUCUCUCCUGCAUCGCCAUCAUGCUGAUGGUGUUCUACGGAACACUCGCCACCAGGUCUGGUCAGGUUAACCCUUUCUUCACCGCGAUGCUCUAUGUCUGGCUGAGCAGUUGCUUCGUCAGUUUCUGGGCUAUCGCCUGGCUCAGCGUCCUCUACUGCGUCAAGGUGGUGAGCUUCUCGUGUGGGUUCCUGAGGGUUCUAAAGAGGAACAUCUCAGUUCUUGUGUCGGCUGCUCUGCUGUUGACUCCGCCCUCCGCCCUCCUCCUGGCCGGCCCCAUGCUCACCCUGCGCUACGUCUUCGUACCAAUACCAGCACUCACACACAACGCUACCAUCAUCACACUACCACCACUCACACACAACGCUACCAUCGUCACACCACCAGCACUCACACACAACGCUACCAACAUCACACUACCACCAACAACAUCACCACUCGCACACAACGCUACUAACACGACCAGCAGAGCUAUUUUACAGAGCACCACAGACGCAACCAGCACUAUGCCACUGAACAUCACCUUUAAUCUGAACACCGCCUCUAAUUUCAACGUCAGUAACUCUAAUCUAAAUGCCGGUAGCGCCAUCACCAAUCCCUCUAAUCUGACGACCAGUAGUUCCACUAACCCUCUGAACGUCAGUAGCUCUAAUCUGAAUGCCAGUAGCUACCCCGCGGGCGGCUUCCAGGUCUCCAUGGAGCUGGUGGAGGGUCUGGACAUAAUGCUGUACACCAUGAUCUUCGUCUGCGUGAUGUCCGUGCUGCCGCUGAUGGUGAUGGUCCCUGCGGCGCUGCGGCUGGUGGCUCACCUGUUCCAGCACACCUGGGCGCUCCGCAGAAACCAGACGCCCAGCCAGAGCUCCGCAUCCUACCUGCAGCUCUGCAAGCUGACGGUGUCUCUAGUGGCUGUGUACGCUGCGACGCUCCUCAUCGUCUCCUUCUACUUCAUGUCUCUCCUGGCCGGCUCAAACAUGCCCUAUGACAUCAUCAUGCUGGGCUGCACUUUCUACUGCGUCCUUACGGGGACGCUAUUAGCCGCCUCCAACCGCCAGAUCAGGGACACACUCGCCGUAACCCUCACCCAACUCAAGGUCAAACUCAAACUCACCCAGUUACCCUAACCCUCAUCCUAAUCCAGCUCAAGGUCAAAAUCACCCUGACACCCAGUCACCUUAACCCUAACCCCUAACCCAGCUCAUGGGCAGACUGCAGUGCGCUCGAUGCUACCAGGCUCCCAGGCAUCCACAGCAGGGACGUCACACUAGUCACUACGGAAAUACACCAAUCAACAUGGAAACGCAUAAGCCAGUCACCAGGGAAACACACCAGUCAGUCACCAGUAAAACGAACCAGUCAACAGUCACCAGGGAAACAACAUAAGCCAGUCACCAUAGUCAAUUAUUCAUCACAACAUUCCAUCAGCAAUGUUUGUUCAUUGAAUUACUGUAA
This is a messenger RNA of Engraulis encrasicolus (European anchovy), 1654 nucleotides long. RefSeq lists its product as uncharacterized. Bases 1 to 1326 code for a protein of 441 amino acids. The transcript is spliced from 4 exons. The record is from RefSeq and is a predicted model, not a curated record. Lineage: Eukaryota; Metazoa; Chordata; Actinopteri; Clupeiformes; Engraulidae. Gene Ontology annotation, cellular component: membrane. Gene Ontology annotation, molecular function: G protein-coupled receptor activity; bitter taste receptor activity. Gene Ontology annotation, biological process: G protein-coupled receptor signaling pathway; sensory perception of taste.